This is a messenger RNA of Prorocentrum cordatum, 654 nucleotides long. Lineage: Eukaryota; Dinophyceae; Prorocentrales; Prorocentraceae. The record is from the annotation of a GenBank genome assembly.
AUGCUGGCCCCUCUCGCUGGGGCCUCUGACACCCAGCGACGCCAGUACCGCGCGGCCCGCACGUACUCCUCCCAAGGCUUCGUGGCCUCGGUCUUUGUCCUCUUCAUGACCUUCGUGUUCUCGUCCUUCCGGCGCCUCUUCGAGUCCAUCAACAGCUGGCUCAUGAAGCUGCCGUUGUGGAAGUCGGCGGUGGGCCUCUACCACAGGCCCUGGGCGCGCGGGCUCGCCGUGUGCGUGCUGCUGCCGCUCCUGCCGUGGCUUCUCGCGCUCUCCUGCGUGAACCAGUUCGCCCGACGCCUCCGCGGCUUGAGCCAGGAGCCCGCCUGGCUCACGCCGCGCGUGCGGGUCCGCGUGGAGGGCUUCUGGAGCUGCUGCUGGGUCUCGGUGGCCCCCUGGUGCUAUAUCUGGGCCUACGUGCUGGUGGUGUACACCGCGGUCCCUGUGUUCCUCUACGUGCUGCUGGCCUUCAUGGGCGAGUUUAUGCGGAGUUGGCCCUUCCCGCUGAUCGUUGUGGCCACCUUUGUAACAGGCAUGAUCCUGUUCAUGAUUCCGCCGGUGCCGGGCCCUCCGAUCUACCUUUUCGGCGGCACCCAGGGGACCGCCGCCGCCGCGUCCUGGACAUUUUCCAGAGUGUUCAUGCUCGGGCAGCCCUAG